Messenger RNA from Tilletiopsis washingtonensis, 2444 nucleotides. RefSeq lists its product as hypothetical. The transcript has a single exon. Lineage: Eukaryota; Fungi; Basidiomycota; Exobasidiomycetes; Entylomatales. The record is from RefSeq and is a predicted model, not a curated record. The coding region runs from base 117 to 2315 and encodes 732 amino acids.
GGCAUAAGAAGCAGGACAGGGUGCCGCCGGGCCUGCUCCACUCCCCCCAACCAUCGUCUGCGCAACCCAUCCUCCCACCUGCCCCUCUGCGCCUGCCCUCAUCCCGCCGGUCCACGAUGCUCACCUCCCUCGUUCCGCGCUGGGCCCGCCGCCACGAGGCCGGUCCCGGAAACUCGCCCAUCCGCCGCGGCAGCGAGGCGCUUGACUUUGAGUGCGCCGAGUCGGCCCACCUCACCUCGGCCCGUCGUGCCCGUCGCGAGGCCGAGAUCGCCGCUGCCAACGCGCGCCUCGUUGCGCGCCUGGCCUCCAACCAGGCGCCGCACUCGCCGCAGCAGCCCCAGCACCAGCACCAGCACCAGCCGCAGCAGCAACAGCAGCACCACCACCACCACCAGCAGCUGUCCGCCUCGCCGCCGCACGGCCUCGCUCCGACGCGCCCCUCGCUCUCGCGCUGCGACAGCCGCGCCAGCGACGGCACGGCGUUCAGCGAGGUGCCGAGCUGGAAGUUCCAGACGGCCGUCAAGGUUCACGCCGUGCUGCCGUCGGCCGUCGGCUCGGCGCCGGCGCAGCACGUCGACAUGCGGCCCAUCUCCAACGGCAGCUCCUCGUCGAGCUACGUGACGAGCCAGUCGCAGGCGUCGGGCGUCAGCCACCUCGACAACUACCGCCAGCGCUUCUCGCGCCUGCCAGCCGGCGCCGCCGCGGCGGGAGCAGCCGGUGCGGCGGCGGCCGCCAACUCGGGCAUCCAGUGGGCCGACCAGCCCUCGCAACGGCCCAUCUCGGACGCCAGCAUGAGCGCACGCAGCUCGGGCCGCAGCGGCAGCAGCGGCUACUCGUCGUCGGCCUACUCGUCGCCGCCGUCGUCGUUUGAGUUCGACGAGGAGCCGCCGAGCCCCGUCGAGGCCGUCAAGCCGACGCUGCGCAGCCGGCCGUCGCACGGCGCCCAGGUGCCGCCGCCGCUGCCCGAGGACGCACAGAGCAAGCGUGCCUCGUACACGACGCCGGCGCUGCCCCGCACCCACAGCCACAGCCGCUCGACGACCUCGCUGCCGAACCGCAACGGCCGCGACAAGUCGCGCUCCGGCAGCCCCGUCGAGGCGCCGCCGCUCUCGAGUGCCCAGGCGGCCGUCGAUGCCAUGGCGGCGCUGCAGCACGCCACCGAGGUCGCCGCCAGCUCGCGGCGCGCGCCCAAGCCGCCAAUCCCGGCGCCCAUCCUGCAGCGCCCGCCGCCCAUGCCGGCGGCGACGGACGCCAUGAAUCGCACGCCGAGCGCCUCCUCCAGCGCCAGCUCCGUCGACCCCUGGGUGUACGACAACCGCAGCACAGCAUUUGCGUCUCUGACGCGCGGCCCCAACGACGCCUCGCCGGCGCCGUCGACGACGUCGUCGGGCGACCCGUGGAUCCAGCCGCAGCGCUCGCAGCCGCUGCCGCUGCUCGACCCCUUUGCCGUGCAGGUCUCCGGCCGUGCCGCACGCCCGCAGAGCGGCAUCUACCAGGGCUUCACGUCGGCGUCGGGCGUGUACGAGCGGCGCCCGUCGACGGUGUACGACACGCUCUCGGCCGCCGCUGGCCCCGCCUCGCCCAACGACGGCCGCUCCAAGUUUGUGCGCGGCCAGUACACGCAGCCCACCAUCCUGCGCCGCCGUCCCGCCGCCGAGGAGGCUGCUCGCCGCGACUCGGUCUCGCGCAAGCCGCUGCUGCGCACCAAGAGCCAGGGCGCCGCCGAGGCCGCCCCAGCAGCGCCGACGCCGAAGGCUGCCAGCCGUGCGGCCUUCUCGCGCAUGAACACGGCGCCCACGGCGCAGUUCCCCAUCGCGACGGGCGGGCACGACGACCUGCCGCCGUCGCCGAUGACCACCACCAAGGCGCUGCCUCGCACCGCCGGCCCCACGCAGCCGCUGGCGCUCGUGGCCAAGCAGCGGCGCAAGAGCAUCGGCGCGCUCGACAUGCCGCCGCAGAUGCCGCCGCCGAACCACCCGCCGCCGAGCAUCUUCUUCCCGGGCGAGCAGGACUACAGCUUCGGCCCCGCGCCCGCCGCCGGCGUGACCUCGGUGCACAGCAGCAGCUCGCACGCCUCGACGCCGCGUGCCAACACCACGCCGCACGCCUCGCCGCGCCCACAGCACCAGCCGUCGCAGGCCUACUCGCCGCAGCCGCAGCAGCACGCAUUCGCCCCCGUGCAGCAGCGCUUCGACGGCUAUGCGCCGCAGCCGCAGCAGCCGUCGUUUGCGGCGUCGCGCCAGCGCGUGCAGAGCAACCCGACGUCGCCGUCGGCGCUGCGCCGUGGCGCGCCGGCGUUCGGCUGCGCCUUCUAGAUAGAUAGAUCCCUCUCCUGUCCCCUGUCACCUGCUCCUGCGUGUCCAUACGAGCUGCUCCUCGGCGCCCAUAGGCUGCCACCUGUAUUAGUACCUGCGCCUAGUCAGUCAAUCACGCAUCUCUGCCAG